Messenger RNA from Colossoma macropomum (tambaqui), 5212 nucleotides. RefSeq names its product KIAA0232 ortholog. The record is from RefSeq and is a predicted model, not a curated record. The coding region runs from base 367 to 4380 and encodes 1337 amino acids. The transcript has 8 exons. Lineage: Eukaryota; Metazoa; Chordata; Actinopteri; Characiformes; Serrasalmidae.
GACGGCGGAGUGAGAGGCGCGCAGCGGGAGAGAAGUUACCGCUUCUGCUCCUUUUAACGGCAGGUGAUUCCUGGAGCCAGCUGUCCUCCAACAUGAGGGUCUCUGAUUGAAACAGAGCACGCUCUGUGUUCUCCUGUAAGCUGCCAGCUACCAGCUGUCCUAACCAUGCCUGAAGAUUAGAGCACCUCUCCUUGCUAAUAUCAUAAAAACAUAAUACAAAAAAAUUCUACAUGCACCUUCAUGUAGGCCUCCCCUUGUCCGUCCAACUGGAGUGAGUCCUCUCCCCUUCAGGCUUCCAUCCGCCCCCUCUCGAACCUACCCGAGAGAAUGCCCUUGCACUUAAGAAUGGCUCCCACCUAGAGUUCCAUGCGUCCAGUCAGCGGAGAGUCGUCCGGUCCUGCCCCCCCUGAGAGCGUAUUGCGGCCCUACCCCGUGCUGGGUUCGCUGCCCCCCUCGGAGAUGUCCCUGCUGCAGUCUCUGGGCCCAGUGCAGAGCUGGCUGGGCCAGGAGCUGGAGAAAUGUGGCAUAGACGCGAUGAUCUACACCCGAUACGUCCUCAGCCUCCUGCUGCAUGACAGCUACGACUAUGACCUGCAGGACCAGGAGAACGACAUCUUCCUGGGUUGGGAAAAGGGAGCAGGGAAGAAAUGGGGGAAGAGCAGGAGGAAGGGCGGGACGGACCUUAGUCUGGAGGAGAUGAAGAAGCAAGCCGCUGUACAAUGCCUGCGUUCUGCCUCAGACGAAAACUCUGGAAUCGAAAGCUUGGUUGAGGAGCUUUGCUCCAAACUGAAGGACAUUCAGAAUAAACAAAAAGAAAAGGAAAAGCAAGCAACUAAGAAGUCUGAUGAAUCUCGGUCUCCUGAAUUAGCUGAAUCACCAUCCUCUAAAGACCAGGUGGAAAUGUACUAUGAAGCCUUUCCACCACUCUCAGAAAAACCUGUUUGUCUUCAAGAGAUAAUGACAGUGUGGAACAAGGCUAAAGCAUGCACAUAUUCCAGCUCAUCCUCAUCUGCUGCCCCUCAGACAAGCACAGACACAUCCUCCCCAAAAGACUGCACCAGUGAAGGUGAAGUCUUCAAGGACAAAACGCCUGAUGCAUUGAGUACCACCACAGCUAAUGAGAAGGCCCAGCAGCGGCGCAGCAAGAAAGAAAAGGAGAACCGAUACCAUGGGGGUGCAAGUGGGGUGUCUGAUGAUCAGGCUGCUUCCCAGAACAAGAGGCAGGCCAGAAACCGAUCUGAUUUGGGGCACCGUCCCCGAUCCUGGUCCUCUGGCUCCAGUGAGGGUGGCUCAAGCUCCAGUGGUAACCAAGGUGAUGCAAAAACGUCUAAUAGCAAAGGAGUCCGGAUCAGACACAAGUCUCGUGAGGUUGGCAGCAGAAGCAAAAAGGGGCGCAACAGUGGGCAAGUUAAGCUGGCCCUUAAGGCUAUUGACAAAGAAGAGCGUAGAAACACAGGUAGCAGUUGCAGUGCCACCGAAGGCUCUUCAAAGCAACAGCAGCACUACAUGAAAAAAGGCAAGAGGCCAUUAAGGGAGAUUCGGAAAGAUCCCACCUGGGCUGAGGCGAAGGAGUCUGGAGGUGAGGCUAGUAACAAUAAGGAAUAUAUGGAAGAACCCCUUUGGUACACUGAGCCCAUCUCCGAGUAUUUCGUCCCCUUCAGCCAGAGUAAACUUGAGACAAAGUACCGAAGCAAACCAGACUCCCCCAGUGACCUGGCUUCGUCCACUGAUAUGGACUAUCUGUCAGAGAGGGUGCAAGGGAUCUGCAUCGCCAACUCUUUUUUUCAAAGGGCAUACCUUGCAGCAGGUACAUUUGUGGAUGGGCACUUCGUUGAAGUGUCUGGUGAAGGAAAUGAGGAGGCCACUGAACUGAACGGGACCUCAAGCUGCCCUCCUCCUGAGGAUGGUCAAGAUUUAGAUGACGAGCAUCUGUCUGAAUUCACUCACUUCUAUGAAGUUGAUAUAUAUCAAUCCAUAUUGGAUCCUAGUGCCUCAGAUGCAGUACAAGAGAGCCGAAUCUUAAACAUGAUUCGGCAAAAGAGCAGCGAGCCGAGAGACAUUGAAACAGGGUGUCACAUAGUUUUAGAUGGCCUUGAGCUGCAAGGGGAAAGUGCAAUAACGGUGGAUUCUCUGGGAGCUUUGGGAGCUGACGUGACCCUCACGCAAGAUAUGAAAAACAUAGCUCAUGUGUGGGAGUGCUGCUCAUCUUCUAGUUCUGAGGAUUUGGAAGGAGAAAGCUGUGCAGGUGACUCUCCAGGUAGACUCUCCCCAGUGUUGGGCAGUGUGCCAUUUAACAUUAACAGGCUUCCUGGGGCUCUCGGGGAACCUCACCUUCAAGAAGCCAGUGGAAGCACGUCUGCCCUAAACUCCUGCUUCUCGCUCUUUGAAUUGCAGUGCGAUAGCUCUGCUUUCCCCUUUCCCUGUGACUCGCUUACACCGAGUCGUGACGAUGUAGAUUUAAGUAGCUGUCUAGAUCCCCUUGGAAACAAACAGUCCCGUUUGCUAAUUUGGACCAAAAACAGUGCCUUUGAUGAAACUGAACACUGCUCUAACCUGUCGACAAGGACCUGUAGUCCAUGGUCCCACUCGGAGGAGACGCGCUCAGACAGCGAGCAAAUUGGUGCUCAGGUGGAUGAGUUGGCUCAGUUUGGCAGCGAGGAGGUCAGCUGCAUAAUUCCUCCAAUCCCAGCUUCAUAUCUGGAGGAAGAAAUUCUUGAUUUUUUGCAGGAGAACCCAAGUCACCAGCAAGACGAAAUGAGUGUAGGCACAGUGUCCAACCAGACCUUCAACAAGGUGUCUAAACUGGAGUCUGUUUGUGGAAUAGCAUUAGAGCAGGAUGAGAGCAAACAGUACAACACUGCUUUGUUUUCAGAUGAUGCAAACCAACAAAGUGAUGAUUACAGCUCAGGAAUAAUAAAAGACAUUUGGAUGGCUAUUGGAGACAGAGAUUGUGUGUUAGCACUUGGAGUGGAGAAAGCAAGUGAGAACUUGUUUUCAGAGGAGACGCCCAGCUACCAGUGCUGCUGUCUCGAUGUUGAGGUGAAGGGCGAACCUGUCCAGAAGAAGGCUGUGCAGCGUUCAGAGUACCACCUGUGGGAGAGUCAGAAAGAGGACCAAGGACUGGCCAAAAAUAAAGUCUCCAAGAUAGAUGGAGGGGAUUAUACAACACCUGCUAGACCUUGGGAUGUUCCCUCGGAGAAGGACAGCACGUCGUUUAUUCUUGGAGGAGUAUACGGGGAGCUGAAGACCCUAAGCAAUGACAAGGAAUGGACUGUGGUUCCGCCUGGUGACACUUGUGGCAGCUUGUUGCAGUGUGCAGCAGCCUCCUCUGAUGUGGUAACCAUUGCAGGGACAGAUGUGUUCAUGAACACAGGCAGUUGCUUUGCUCCUGGCCAUAAGCCUCUCUGGAGACCUUUGGUGUCCUUUGGACAGAAUGAUCAGGCAACCAAAGGGGCAGGAGAUGGGCUGAAUAAGGGAUUUUCUGUUAUCUUCCAUGAAGAUUUACUUGGAUCCUGCGGAGGCUACUGUGGAGAGGAGCAAGGACUGGAUUACCCGUUUUCGUCCUUGGAUCUGAAUAACCCCUUUUCUCAAGUCCUGCAUGUGGAAUGCUCCUUUGAACCUGAGGACAUGGCUUCGUUCAGCCCAGGGUUUAAGCCGAAGUCUAUAUUGUGCUCGGAGUCGGACAACGAGCCCUUCUGUCCACGGUUGUACGGCAUCAACCGUACUCAGUAUCGGGCCAUCCGCAUAUCCCCGAGGACGCACUUUCGGCCCAUAUCUGCCUCUGAACUGUCUCCAGGUUGGUGCAGCGUGUCAGACGCAGAGUCUGAAAAAGAGGAAAUGAGUCUUCCCAUUCCAGGUCAGACAGACCCCUUUGAUGAUCCACAGGCAGAUCUUAAACCCCUGGAGGAGGAUGCAGAGUGCGAGGGCCCUUACUAUGGGAAGUCUGAACUGGAAUCUGGUAAAUUCUUACCCAGAUUAAAGAAGUCUGGCAUGGAGAAGAGUGCCCAGACUUCACUGGAUUCACAGGAAGGCGGGGGUAUAUCCCUGCCAACUGCAGAACAGGAGAUUUGCUUAGACUGUGAAAUUGCAGGCGUAUCUGCAGCAGUGUCCGAGGCGAGCGCUCAUGUCGAAGUGCCGGCGGAUACGCUUCAGAAAGAGGAGCCCUGCACAGAACGCGAGGCUUGCAUGUGCGACGGGACGAGCCAGAUUCUAGAAUUCGGAAAACCGUAUGAUAUGGUUCAAGAGUUGCAUGAGUUUCCCCUGUUGAGUUUUGGAGAGCAGAGUGUGAGGAGUAGCCAGCCGGAGGAGUGCUGGUGGCAGAACACUCUCUGCUCAUCCAUGUUUUCAGGGUCUCAGUGCACAGGAAGCAGUAACAUAUGACUUUGCUGCUCAACACAGAGGCAUGGCAACGCAGAACCGAGCUGAAAUGCUUCAGCCGUUUGCUUUCUCCUCCUCUGCGUCCAGUUUUUUUCACGUGAACCCAGCGGAGGAGGAGGAGCAAGAGCAGGGCCUUCAUCAGAACAGCAGACCCCUGGGCCCGCAGCAUCCAGAGAAAGGCCUCCUCAGCCGACCCCCCCCUUUGAUACUCGUUCAGUUUGAGUUCACCUCAGCCCUCUGUCAGCACCAUCAACCAAAAAAAACUAAAAGAAUGGGGGGAGCUGCCUACCGAUGUUCUAUCUGAGGGCAUUUAUUCUAGAUUUGUUUGAAGUCUGUGUAUUCCAACGUUAAUCCAUUUUGAUGACAAAAAAGUCAGUUAGGUGAUAAGAAUGAUCUUUAGUUGACAGUACAGAGUCAGGUGAUAACAGUGAUCUUCUACUUGAACCCCAUGUAAGGUUUCUUGCUAAUCUUUUUAUUUUUUUCUUUUGUUUGACCUAGGAUAACUAGAGCUGUGGUGUCCCACUGAUUGUGCAUGUGGCUGUCACGCUAGUUCUCACUCCUAACAGUGUAACUGCUCUAUGACCUAACCGUAACGUCCACCAAAAACAAGGUCGCAAAAAAAAAAGCCCCAUGACCUCAUCCUCUCGUUUUCGUCUUUACUCCCGUAGUAGCGGCGGUUCCUUUUCUUUUCUCCGUAACGCGUAGAGCGUAGCAACGAGUCGAGGCGUGGCAUUCCUUCCAUCGAACGAGUGACCCUUCGAAUGCAGCCGGUUUGACGGUCUGUCCUAUGAAAUAUCUUCCCAUCUUCCAUCUUUUUUUGAAAGAUAUUUUUCCA